GCGGAAGGGUCGCCUUCAGAGCGCCGUGCCGGACGGAGAAUGACAGAGAACUCGGGAUAAAUGGCGGCCGCCGGGCGGAAGACGAGGCAGCGGCUGCUGGUCCUCUUCUGGACUCUGAGCUUACCAGCUGUUUUGUGUUUUAGUGAGUUGUCUUUUAUGACUGAACCCAGUGACAAGACGGUAUCUCACAGUGAUCACGUUGUGAUGGACUGUCUGGCCCAAGGAGAGCCACCCGUGGACGUCAGAUGGCAGAAAAACGGGGCCAAACUUUUAGAGAGCGACCGUGUCCGCGUCUUACCCAAUGGAUCGCUGUCUCUCUCGUUUGUGAGGAGAGGAGGAGAGCAGUCCGACGAAGGCUUCUAUCAGUGCCUGGCUCACAAUAAAUAUGGAGCCAUCCUAAGCCAAAGAGCUCGUCUAACAAUCUCAAGUAUCUCAUCUUUUGUGACCCAGCCCUCUCCUGUGGUAGUUAGUGAGGGCUCUGUCGCUAGGUUUGCCUGCAGUGUCACAGCCAACCCACCAGCCAUUAUCACAUGGGAAUUCAACCAAAGAGCUCUGCCUCUGGAGACAGAGAGAAUCACAGUGUUACCAAAUGGAGUGUUGCAGAUUCAUGAGGUAAAACCAGAGGAUGCAGGGGUGUACUGUUGUGUAGCCACCAACAUUGCUAGUCGACUGAGAAGCAGAGAGGCUACACUUACUGUCAACCCAGCUUCUGGAGCCAAGCCGCUUAUGAAGCCGCAGAUCAUUGCAGGUCCUCAAAACAUCAGCGCCAGCCUGCACCAGACUGUCGUUUUGGAGUGCAUAGCAGAGGGUAACCCUCGGCCUCUGGUGUCCUGGAGCAGGGCCGACUCCAAGCCCAUUGAUGUGUUUGGCUCAAGAGUGCUGGGGAAUGGAAACCUUGUCAUUUCCAGUGUAAAAGCCCAACAUAGUGGAAUUUACUUGUGCAGAGCAACAACACCACGCACAAGGAACUACACCAUCGCUGCUGCAAACCUCACUGUGCUUGUGUCCCCAUCUCUGGUGGAAAAGCCAGAGAGUCAGACGCGCCCCAGAGCGGGCACAGCUCGAUUCAGCUGCCAGGCAGAGGGGAUGCCUUCUCCCCGCAUCAGCUGGCUGAAGAAUGGGGCAGCCAUCCACUCUAAUGGCAGAAUUAAGAUGUACAACAGCAAACUUGUGAUAACCCAGAUAAUUCCUGAGGAUGAUGCCAUCUACCAGUGCCAGGCUGAAAACUCUCAGGGCUCAGUUCUGUCCAUGGCGAGGCUGAUUGUGGUCAUGUCAGAGGAUCGGCCCAGUGCACCCCGACACGUCCACGCUGAGACCAUCUCCAGCUCAGCCAUCUUACUGGCCUGGGAGAGACCUCAGUACAACGCGGAAAAAGUCAUUGCUUACUCAGUGCACUACAUGAAGGCAGAAGGUCUGAACAACGAAGAGUACCAGGCAGUGAUUGGAAACGACACAACUAGCCACAUUGUGGACGAUCUGGAGCCGGCAUGUAACUACACAUUUUAUAUAGUGGCCUACAUGCCCAUGGGAGCCAGCCGCAUGUCUGAGCAAGUUACACAACACACACUGGAGGAUGUGCCCCUCCGUACCCCUGAGCUCAGCCUUACCAGCCGCAGUCCUACCAAUAUUUUGGUGUCUUGGCAGCCUCUUCCUGCAAAGCUGAGCCGCGGACGUGUCUCUGCCUAUCGCCUGUCCUUCCGCACAGCUGCUGAUGAACAGGUGAGCUCUGUGGAGCUGCCUGGAGAAGGGGAGAACUCUACUCAGCACCUGCUUCAAGGCCUGCAGCCAGACACCAUCUACCUGCUUCGUAUAGCUGUCUCCACACGCAUAGGCUGGAGCCAACCCUCAGCCUGGAGUUCACACCGCACACCCAAAACCUCCAGCUCCACUGUGCCCCCUGCCCCUAAUCUGGAGCUGGAGCCCCUGAACUGCACCUCCAUUACUGUACGCUGGCACCCUGCACCCAGUGAUGCUAUUAUCCAGGGUUACAAGCUCCUCUAUUACCCUGAUGGCCAAUCAGAGGGCUCUACUAUCCAGUUCCGCCCUCAGGACUACCAGCACACCAUUGCAGGACUUGAUCCAAGAAGGAAGUACCAUGUGAAGCUGCUGGCCUUCAGCGCUCAUGGGGAUGGCUAUCAGGCACAUCAGAUUGUCAGCACUCCUGGCUGUCCUUCGGCUCCCAACCGGAGGUUGGCCACACUGCCUGCUCCAGAUCAUGUCCAUGGCCAGACUAACAGCUCUUCAGUAGUGAUGCUCAGCUGGGGCCGUCCUGCCUUCAGUUCAGGAAAGCCAGUCAGCUAUUCAAUCCGUUAUGGCCCUGUGGCUCCAUACAAUGCUUCGGCUGUUCGCUACCUCCAAACGACUGAACAGACAGUGAUGGUGCAAGGACUAAGGUCCAACACACGUUACGAGUUUGUUGUGCGUUUACACAUGGAUCAGAUGUCCAGCCCCUGGAGCUCCCCCAUAUAUCAGAGAACCCUCUUGGAAGCUCCAUCCUCUCCACCGCUGGCAGUGAGAGCGACUCUGAUAGAGGAUGACACAGCGCUGGUGUCCUGGAGGCAGCCAGAGCAGACCAACCUGGUUGUGACCCACUACACCAUCCUCUAUGCCUCGCAAAGAGCGUGGCUCGCAGGAGAGUGGCAGGUUUUACAGAGAGAAGGGAGCAAUACCAUGGCUCUGCUAGAGAAGCUGGAGUCAGGUAAUGUCUAUAUGGUGAAGAUCUCAGCCUCAAAUCAAGCUGGUGAUGGCCCUUUCUCCAACAUGGUGGAGCUCCCCGUACUCAGAGGGAAAACGCACCAGGGCAAAAACCCUCGCCAUACAUACAGCCAGACUGAGACUACAGUUUUUACAGAUGGCCUGUAUCGCUUUGAUGAAAAGUCUAUGACGGGUAUUAUAAUUGGUGUGUGUAUAGCACUGGCCUGUAUCAUUAUCUGUAUCUUCAUCCUGAUCACUAAAAGCAAAACAAGGGGAAAGUCCUCAUCUUCAAAGAUGACUGGACGGGUGAAUGGUGAAGUCAUGCAUAAUGGUGUGCCACCAGCCAAUCAACACCAGGCAGAGAAUGCUGAGGUUCUGGUACCAAUGAUGGGAAACCAUUUCAUCGACACUAAGGGUGGGACAACUUUGAUGAUAAACCAUAGUGGACCCAUUAUCAGUAGCAGUCAGAACAAGGCAAGGAAGUGGAACAUUUUCAGCAGUGCAGAAAAGCGUAUUCCAAAAAAGAACCAGGUUGUGGAGCGAGGAUGUUUUUAUGAGGUGGGUAAGACAGUGUUGCAGUAUGAGGAGGAGCAAGCAGUCGCAUCUCUUCAGCCUUCUUCCCUGCAGAUCUUCUAUCAUCCACUAGGAGAAUCAGAGAGCUCUCAGACCAGCGAGGGCAGCAGAGACACAGGAGAUUCUGGAAACUUCUCUCACGACGAGGCAGAAACCAGCAGCCCUAACAUGUGUCAGCAGCCCUUUGUGUGCAAAGACAAGAGAGGUCCCUCAGAAAACGUUGCGACAGUGAAUCAUGGUGGAAUAUGUAUGAGAGAAGACACAUCGAGCUGUGUUCUGAACGUCUGUGAUUACGCUUCUGGCUGA
Colossoma macropomum (tambaqui) is the source of this 3573-nucleotide messenger RNA. RefSeq names its product protogenin homolog b (Gallus gallus) (gene prtgb). The record is from RefSeq and is a predicted model, not a curated record. NCBI's taxonomy places the organism in Eukaryota, Metazoa, Chordata, Actinopteri, Characiformes, Serrasalmidae. Gene Ontology annotation, molecular function: protein binding. Gene Ontology annotation, cellular component: plasma membrane; axon. Gene Ontology annotation, biological process: axon guidance; cell-cell adhesion. Bases 61 to 3573 code for a protein of 1170 amino acids. The transcript is spliced from 19 exons.